AUAAAAUACCAAAUUGCUACCUGAAGACCUUGAAAUGGUCGUAUAAUAGAAUCAAAGAUAGGGAUAUCCUUAAGCAAUUAAUAUUUCUGACUUACAGAGGCUAGGACAACUUCUCAAGCAUCAUUGGGUCUAUUUCUACAAUAUUUGUCAUGAUAGUAUUGUUCUGCUACAGCAUCAUCCUGCUAAAGUCAAUAUUCAGCCGGAGCGAUGUGAGCUGGAACCAGAACACGAUUCAGAUAGACUUGGCAGAAGACAACUCCACCCUCGUUUGGAAAGAAGGCCCGAAGCUGAAGACAAUGGGGAGCGGGGUCUAAACGGUGGUCUUGGAGGGGAUUAGGGGUUAAAGAGAGGUGAUAGCUUGGAAUGUGAUGAGUUUUGCUGUACUAGAUAGCUCAUAUGUGCAGGACCAGUUGAUUUCUGGAACCUUUGUUUACAGAGAAUACAGCAAAGAAUAUUUUAUUAUAAGCAAUUAUUUAUUUCCAGAUAAGAUUAAUAUGAAUUAAACAUAUUUGGUCUCUGACAAAUUGCUAUUAAACAAAUUAUCAUACUCUUUUAAAACUUGAUUUCCCAAUUAACUCUCAAGCAUUUCCUCUGUUGACGUCUACUUUGGGCACUUGUCCAAACCUUACUCUGAGAAUGAAAAUAAAUAAAAUAUGUAGAAGAGAAUGGAACCUAAUCAGCAUGAAUGCUUUUGACUAGAGGCAUAACAAAGAGAUCCUCAUCAGAAAUUUUACUACACAGGCUAGCGAUGGAAUUACGAACACCACUACAUUGAAAUCUCAAUGGGAGGUUCUUCUCGCUCAAAAAUCUGCGACUUUUUGAGAUACAGAGGAUUCUGGGCGUAUCCUCGGAGACGACUGAGAGAAUAGCUUCGAUAUUACUUGUAAUAUUUUAGAUGGUAUAUUUUGUUCGGUAUACUUAUAUGAGGGAACAAGAGAGAUUCCUUUCUGACCUAAAUUUUCUGGUUUAGGUUUAUACGGAAGUAGAGAUCUUGAAGCUUCAAGCUCUGAAAUUAAGCUUCAAUUCUCUAGUUGAAAUUUGGUUAAUGGUCUAAACUGUAUCUCUGAAGAUAAAAUUACUCCUGUAAUCGAAGCUCGAUUGUUGAAAUCCAUGUUCUGAACAGAUAUGUAGACCUUAAUGACAUCGGUAAUCCCAUCAAGAGUUACUAUGAUAGAGUUUACGAUAUCAAUUAAUAAUUCUUUAUAGAAGGUGGACUGCAUCUUCUGCAGUUGGAAUAUUAUGUAUUAGAAUCUAGAUAUUUAUUAUUUACUUUGAAUUGAGGUUCCCACUAACCCAGACAUAUUGAGUAAAGCUUGGCUCACUACCUUAAAAGCUUGUAAAAGAAAUAAGAAGAGCAUCCAUAGUGAGUAGGGUUUCAUAGAGAACCCAGAAUAAGUAUGAGGAUAACAGCUAAACCUAUAAGGACAGAUGUACCUCAGUGAAGGACUUGAUAGUAAGAGGAUAUUAGAGACAACUCAAAAACAAGAUAGCAGACAGGACUUACUAGCCUCACAUCCACAUUAUCUUGGCCUUUCAGGAAAUACAAGUUAGCUAAAGUUCUUAAAAAGGAAAAAGUUGGUGGCUAUUCUGGUAUAUCAGUUUUGACAACAAUAAGUGGAAGAAAAUCAAAUUAUAACUAAAGAAGCAUGAAGUUGUGCUGGAAGACUCAUUCUUCCCAACAUUUUGGUCGCCAGACCCUCUCUAUUUCUACAGUCUCGAGGACUUUGACCUCAUUGAAACUCAAUUUAGUAAUAACUUCAAGGGAAUAGUAGAUAUCGAAAUUACAAGAGACACCCAAGUUGACCAGCACAGAAGAAAACUGCUGGGUUUUAGAAGUCACAGGUAUUCUUGGAGGCCUCUUCAAGAUAUUCGAGUUGGGUUUCGGAAUGCUCCUUGGACUCUACUCUUAGUAUAUGUUCAAAUGUCAGAUCUUCAAAGACAUUCAGAGAUAUGAACAAAAGUUUAAAGCAAUGGAGAGGAGCAUCAAGUAUUUAGAAGAAGAGAUUAAAUACAAUAAUCAACAAGAAGAUGAAUCUUCAGAUGAACAAGAAGAGAAUAAAGAAGAAUCUAAAGAACUCAGAAACUUUGAUGACUUGAACGAGUCUAGAGGAAGAUUAAUGGAGUUUUAAAUGCUUGAACGAAGGGGGUAAAUUAUUAGAUCCUAAACUAGAAAGUAAAGCAACUUCUCAACCAGCAGAUCUUGAGCGAAGACAUAAAAAUGCAUUUCUAUUUAAAACCCUACAAAAAGACUUAAACCUCCAAAGAGACACACCUGCAACCUUCUCUCCCUCUAAGGAUGUUGAUAAGUCUCGAUUCACAACAAUGUUAAAAAAAAUCAAAAAAUAGAUGAAGAGAUUGAAAAAUUCGGGAACUCUCUGGACUGCCUGAACAUCACUUACUCCCUUAAAACCUUACAAAUCCAGAUGAACUACCUGCUGCUCCAGUACCCUGACUACUGCGCUGCUCUUAAAAAGGAUCCGGCGCUGGACAUAAACUUCUGCCAAAUCUACCCACCGAAAUCCAAAGUUAGUGGGACUUUGGGGUUUAAGAGUCCAUAUUCUGGUCCCAAAGUUCAUCCACCUUUAGCUUCUGAGCCGCCUUUGGAGCAGAUUAACUAAGCUCCGCUUUUGAAGAGGAAUCUGGGCUCAGCCAGAAUGCUUGCAUAUCAUAUGAGAAGUAAUAGCAAGGGAAGAAUAGGUGAGAAUUAAUCUAGCAUGCUUCAGUGAGUUUUUAGAUAACUAGAAGUUCGAACUAAUAUUAGAACGCAUAGUUGUGGUGAGGUGGAUAUUGGAGCAGAAUUAAUAAAUUUACCAAAUUAUUACUAUAAGAUUCUGAAAUGACCCUAUGAUAGAUUCAAGGACAAAAAUAUCUUUAAACAGUCGAUAUCUCGUUCCUAGAGAGGAGAAUAUAAUUUCUCAAGCAUCACUGAGGUAUCUCGACUAUUUUAGUUAUAAUAAUCUAUCCACUCUUAAUUAAAAUGUCUGUUUUUACAAACUAAAAGGCAUCAGUUUGGAUUAUAACAUCCAGGCUUCAGUCAUGUUCGGAUCUCUGCAAACUAAAUACCCACAAAAAUUACAAAAAAUGUUAAAUUCUAUUCAAGCAUGAUGUAGA
Messenger RNA from Moneuplotes crassus, 3111 nucleotides. The record is from the annotation of a GenBank genome assembly. Lineage: Eukaryota; Ciliophora; Spirotrichea; Euplotida; Euplotidae.